AUGAUUGAGGCAGAAAAACAGAAAAUCACGGACGAUGCGAAUGAAAAUAAUGGUCAUUGCAAAAGAAAGACUGCGGUGGGCUGGACGUACGCGGAGAAGCCGAGACCUAUCUAUUAUACGGGCAGUACUCUGCAACAGAACCCAAUAGGAAAACAAUCUUUGGGUACGCCGAAAAUGAGGUGGAGAACGUUGGCGUAA
This is a messenger RNA of Cinara cedri, 198 nucleotides long. NCBI's taxonomy places the organism in Eukaryota, Metazoa, Arthropoda, Insecta, Hemiptera, Aphididae. The record is from the annotation of a GenBank genome assembly.